Penicillium oxalicum is the source of this 4395-nucleotide messenger RNA. Its product is annotated as DNA-directed DNA polymerase alpha catalytic subunit POL1. Gene Ontology annotation, cellular component: alpha DNA polymerase:primase complex. Gene Ontology annotation, biological process: leading strand elongation; DNA replication; lagging strand elongation. Gene Ontology annotation, molecular function: single-stranded DNA binding; purine nucleotide binding; DNA-directed DNA polymerase activity. The record is from RefSeq and is a predicted model, not a curated record. NCBI's taxonomy places the organism in Eukaryota, Fungi, Ascomycota, Eurotiomycetes, Eurotiales, Aspergillaceae. The coding region runs from base 1 to 4395 and encodes 1464 amino acids. The transcript is spliced from 3 exons.
AUGUCGUCUGCUCGAGAGAAGCUAGCGGAGCUCAGAGCUCUCCGCGCCGCUGGAAAGAAGCGUCUCUCAACAUACGAGAUUGAAGAUCAAGGCGACAUUUACGAUGAGGUCGACGAUGACGGUUACAAGAAGGUUAUUCGCAGUCGCCUCGACCAGGACGACUUUGUCGUAGACGACAAUGGUGCUGGAUACGCCGAUGAUGGAAGAGAGGUGUGGAAUGAGCGAACUGCUGAGUACGAUAGCGACGAGAGCGAUGAAUUGCCAGCCCGAGGCAAAGCCGCGAAGAGAAAGCGUGAGGAAGAGAAACAGCGAAAGGAGAAGAUCAACAACGGGAUCUCGAAGUACUUCAACAGUGGCAAUGCUUCUGCGUCGGCUCCAAAGCCUAAGCCGGUUGCGACUGCCGAGGACGAAGCCUUCAUGAAAGACCUCCUAGGUGAGGUCGAUACCAACAUCAUUUCGAACAGCAUUCCUACCAGAAAUUUGGUCAAGUCAGAGACACGCCGCAAAGUUCGAGUUCUUUCCCCUCCCAUCUCUGAACGCCGAACCCGCGACCACAUCGACAAUAAAAGCGAGAAUGACAUCCCCAGUUCACCCAUGAAAGACCAAUCCGCGCUUCACUCCGACAACUUCGAUGAUGGCCCUCUACCGCAAGCGGAUGACGACGACAUUGACAUGGGCGACCCCAUGCCCUCGUCUCCGAUCAGCAAGGCGGUUGAGCGGAAAACGAUAGCGACCGCGAUCAAGAAGGAGGAGUCCGAUGAUGAAGACAUUGAUAUGAUGGACGUCGCCGAAGCCACCUAUUCUUCGAAUGUCAAGACCUCCAGUGUAAACAUGACCGGAAGCAGACCACCGCCCAAGUUGAAAAAAGAGAUUCUUCCCACGCCAGCUAGCUCCUCGCCUGUGAAGAUGGCAGCGGAGGUCAUGGAUGCCUCCUGGAAUGACAUUCAGAGCAAGUUGAAUGUUGUCAGCAGUCCUGCGCCAGAAAUGAGGUCCUUUGGGAAAGUGCGCGCUCAGGACGUGGUGGAGGAAGAUGGCACUUUGCGCAUGUUCUGGCUCGACUACACUGAAGUCAAUGGCAGUCUCUGCCUGUUUGGUAAAGUCAAGAACAAGCAAACCGGUUCGUUUGUCAGUGCUUUUGUGAAGAUUGACAACAUCUUGAGGAAACUCUACUUUCUCCCUCGCGAAUAUCGACACAAGCAAGGAAGGCAAACAGAUGACGAGGUUGAAAUGGAGGAUGUUUACGAAGAGGUCGACGGGCUAAUGUCGAGGAUGCGUGUGGGUAUGCAUAAGAUCAAACCAUGCACCCGCAAGUACGCGUUCGAGAUGCCUGGUGUCCCAAGGGAGACGGAAUAUCUCAAGCUGCUAUACCCUUACGAUAAGCCAGCAUUGCCUAUGGAGACCAAAGGCGAGACAUAUUCGCAUGUUUUUGGAACAAACACAUCCCUGUUCGAGCAGUUUGUGCUGUGGAAGAACAUCAUGGGUCCUUGCUGGCUCAAAAUUGAAGAGGCCGAUUUCUCUGCCGUUAACAAUGCAUCCUGGUGCAAGUUUGAAUGCCAGGCCCCGAAGCCAGCCCUGAUCAGUCCGGUUCCAGAAACGGAAAAUCUCGACACUCCCCCAUUGACACUGAUGAGCUUGUCCUUCCGACACCAACUCAACGUGAAGGACAACAAGCAAGAAAUUCUCAUGGCCAGUGCGAGAGUAUACGAGAACGUGUCACUCACAGACACGACGCCAGCAGAGAAGCUUCCCUGCAAGACAUUUACAGUUAUGCGGCCUGCAGGGCCAUCCUACCCGAUCCAUUUUGAAGCCGAAACAAAGAAGCAGCGAGGUACAUUCAUGCUGGAGAAGAGCGAGCAGUUCUUGCUCAGUAAGUUUCUGGCUUUAUUUGAGAAAAUGGAUCCCGAUGUGAUCAUGGGUCAUCAAUUGCAGGAUGUUGAUCUCGGUAUUCUUCUGAAUCGGAUGCGGGAAAAGAAGACUCCUGGGUGGCACCGGAUCGGACGACUUCGACGUACCGAAUGGCCCAAGCUGAAUAGGGGCGGAGGUGGCUUUUUCAUUGAAAGACAGCUCAUUGCCGGCCGUCUACUUUGUGAUGUUUCAAACGACAUGGGCAAGUCCCUCAUGAUGAAGUGUCAGUCGUGGAGCCUUUCAGAAAUGUGUCAGCUAUACCUGGGAGAGGGAAACAACCGCCAGGAACUCGAUGUUGAGGCAGCUCUCAAGACGUGGGCCUCGUCCAAAGAUGGCCUAAUGAAUUUGGUCAAUCACUGCGACACUGACACUUACUUCGUUGCCGCCCUGGUUUUACGUCUGCAAAUGCUCCCGCUUACGAAAGUGCUCACAAAUAUCGCCGGUAACUCCUGGGCACGUACGCUAAGCGGUACGCGCGCCGAGCGCAACGAGUACAUUCUGUUGCACGAGUUCCAUCGAAACAAGUAUAUUUGUCCGGACAAGUACUCGUCUCGGUUGCAAAAGGCCGAGGAAAAGCUUCUCGAAGGCGAUGAUGACGAUGCCGCUGACAAGAAGAAAAAGGACAAGUACAAGGGCGGUCUUGUCUUCGAACCAGAGAAGGGUCUUUACGACCGAUUUGUCUUGGUCAUGGAUUUCAACAGUUUGUACCCCAGUAUUAUCCAGGAGUACAAUAUUUGCUUCACAACGGUCGAUCGGCAAGCAACGUCUGAAAAUGAAAAUGAGGAAAAGGUUCCGGAUGUUCCCUCGUCAGAUCAGGAGCAAGGAAUCUUGCCGCGACUCAUUGCAACAUUGGUCGGUCGUCGUCGAGAAGUGAAAAAGCUGAUGAAGGAUAAACGCGCCACGCCCGAACAGCUUGCUCUGUGGGACACCAAGCAGCUUGCUUUUAAACUUACAGCCAACUCUAUGUACGGAUGCUUGGGAUACACGCAGAGUCGAUUCUAUGCCCGUCCACUUGCCAUGCUCACGACUUUCAAGGGACGUGAGAUUCUUCGAAGCACCAAGGAACUUGCUGAAAGCAAGCAGCUGCGGGUCAUUUAUGGUGAUACUGAUUCGGUGAUGAUCAACACCAAUAUGGAUACAAUCAGCGAUGCCAUCAAGGUGGGCGAGGACUUCAAGAGAACCGUCAACGAGAGGUAUCGUCUGCUUGAGAUUGACAUUGAUAACAUCUUCCGCCGACUGUUGCUGCACGCCAAAAAGAAAUACGCCGCCGUCAAUUUGACAGAGGUUGACGGCAAGUACGUUGAGACCCUUGAGGUGAAGGGUCUCGACAUGAAGCGUCGUGAGUACUGUGCGCUUUCCAAGGAAGCUUCUCAAAGGCUCCUGAACGAGAUCCUGUCGGGCGAGGACCAGGAAGUCGUUCUCAACAAAGUCCAUGACUACUUGCGUGAGCUUGCGGAGAAGAUGAAAGAGUUUGCAGUCCCUGUGCAGAAGUAUGUCAUCUACACCAAACUGUCCAAGAGCCCCGACCAAUAUCCCAACAAAGAGACCAUGCCUCCUGCGCAGGUUGCUCUUCGGGAUAUUGCUCGAGGCAAGACAAUACGACCGGGCGACGUCAUUUCCUACAUUGUUACGAGCGGAGACGCCGAGACCUCUUCUCUGCCGCCUGCGAAGCGGUCGUACAGCCCGCAGGACGUGCUAAAGCCCUCCUCCGGGCUCAAGCCCGACGUGGAAUUUUAUCUUCUCAAGCAGAUUUUCCCUCCUAUCGAGCGUCUGUGUGCUCCCAUUCCUGGUACUGACGCCGUUCGUCUCGCGGAAUGUCUUGGCCUCGACGCACGCAAGUACCAGAUCAACACGUCGAGCUCCACCCGACAGCAGGACUCUGAGAUCUACCCGCUUGAAUCCCAGAUCCCGGACUCGGUGCGAUUUGCCAACUCUGUGCGCCUCACCCUGCAAUGUCGAUUCUGUAAAGAACAGUCAGUGUUUGAGGGACUGGCCAACUCUCCUCAGAUGUGCUCUGCCAAUGGUGUCAUCUGCCCUAACCAGAGUUGCCAGAAGCCGUUCUCCGUCCUGACCAUCACCGCUCAGCUGGAGACCCAGAUUCGUGAACAAACCGCCCGGUAUUACGAAGGCUGGCUCGUUUGCGAUGACUCUGCCUGUGGUAACCGCACUCGCCAGAUCAGCGUUUAUGGCCAUCGAUGUCUGGGACCGCGUGGCCGUGCCGAGGGCUGCUUGGGUCGGAUGGCCUAUGAGUAUAGCGAGAAGCAGAUGUAUAACCAGCUUCUCUACUUCGCGGGGCUCUGGGACGUGGACAAGGCAAAGGCCGGUGCUGCCAAGGAGACUGGUGAGAAGAAAGACAGCAUUGCAGCGCUCGCCGAAUUCAACCGAGUCCGCUUUGGGACAAUCAAGUCCGUGGUGGAUGGCUACCUCAAGAAGUGCGGUCGCCAAUGGGUCGAGAUGGAUACCCUCUUUCGCUUUAUGAUACAACAAUAA